UUUAAAUUGAAAUUCCAUUUGUAAGUAUAUAAUAUUUAAUAAUAUUUUUAAUAAUAUGUUUUUAAUUUCAGAAUCUGUAAUUCCACGUAUAGUGGGCGGUCAUAAUGCUGGAGAUGGUGAAUAUCCUUAUCAAGUAUCAAUUAGAUUAAACAAUUAUCAUAUAUGUGGUGGAUCUAUUAUUAAUUAUUAUACAAUCCUUACUGCUGCGCAUUGUAUUUAUCGCAAAAAAUCAUCAGAAAUAACAGUUGCUGUUGGAACCAAUUAUUUAUUUUCUGGUAUUAUUUAUAUUGUUAAGGAAAUAAUUUGGCACGAAAAUUAUAAUGAAACCAUGAUCAUAAAUGAUAUCGGUUUAAUACGUGUAAAAAAUCGUAUAAAAUAUAAUAAAAAUGUUCAGCCGAUUUCACUUGCAUCGAAUUAUACACCUGAAAAUACAAUUGCUGUGCUAACUGGUUGGGGACAAUUAGAUGGAUUAAAACCUGUAAUUCCUCGUGCAUUGCAAGUAUUAAAUCUGACUGGCGAUUCUGGCGGUCCUUUAGUCGUAAAUGGCACAGAAGUGGGAAUCGUUUCCUUCGGUAUACCAUGCGCGAAAAAUUUUCCCGAUGUGUAUACCAGUGUACUUUCUUAUGAAAGCUGGAUAAAAGAGAAGAUAAAAAGUUGGAAUAUAGGAUCUCAAGUAAAUCCAAAUAUAUGGAUUGUCUUAUUAAUGUUUAUAGCAUCAACGAUGAUAUCCUGUUUACAUUCAUAUAAAUCAUAAAAAGUUAUAAUUAAAAUACAAGUUAUAAUUAAAAAUACAAUUAAUAUUAAGUUUAAA
Messenger RNA from Apis florea (little honeybee), 811 nucleotides. Its product is annotated as chymotrypsin-1. Gene Ontology annotation, biological process: proteolysis. Gene Ontology annotation, molecular function: serine-type endopeptidase activity. Lineage: Eukaryota; Metazoa; Arthropoda; Insecta; Hymenoptera; Apidae. The record is from RefSeq and is a predicted model, not a curated record.